GCAAAAGUCAUGCGGCCUCAGAACUUCUUUCUUAUUGGAGGAAAAUCCGCCGCUGUUACCCCAGCAACCUGAAGGGUGUUUGUUUGUUUGUUUGUUUGUUUGUUUGUUUGUGCCGUUUGGGUGGACCAAUCACAAACAGUGAAGUGGCGCUCCUUAGUCUCAGGUCUGGAAGGACGGCCCACUCUCUCCGGUGUUUUUCUUUUCAGCUUCCGGAAGGAUCUGUAGGUCGCGGAGCUGGCCAAGUCACUUUCCUGCGACUGAUAUAUUUGUUUCCGGCCCAUGGAGCCCGGCUGGGCGGCGAGGCUGUCCGCGCCCCGUGCUGGCACCCCUGCCGCCUUGUCGGACACGGACAGCGACGAGGACUCUGCCCGAGGAGGCCCGUUUUCUUUAAUGGGCUUCCUGUUCGGCAACAUCAACGGAGCAGGGCAGCUGGAGGGCGAAAGCGUCCUGGAUGAUGAGUGUAAGAAACAUCUUGCAGGCUUGGGGGCUUUAGGUCUGGGCAGCCUGAUCACUGAACUCACCGCGAAUGAAGAAUUGGCUGGGACUGGUGGUGCCUUGAUUUUAUCCAUAGGGUGGAUUAGAAGUAGAGAAGAUGCUGUGGACUAUUCAGACAUCAGCGAGGUGGCAGAAGAUGAAAGCCGAAGAUAUCAGCAGACAAUGGGGAGCUUGCAACCCCUUUGCCGAGAUUAUGAUGAAGAUUACUCUGAUGCUGACUGUGAAGAUAUUGAUUGCAAGUUGAUGCCUCCAGGACCAGUGAAGAAAGAGAUGAACCAAGAUGGUGUUACUAGUGUGUCUGAAGAUGGAGAAGGCAUUAUCUUGCCUUCCAUCAUUGCCCCUUCCACUUUGGCCUCAGAGAAAGUGGACUUCAGUAGUUCCUCUGACUCAGAAUCUGAGAUGGGAGCUCAGGAAACAACACAGGCAGAAUCUAAGGAUGGAAAGCUGACGUUACCAUUGGCUGGGAUUAUGCAACAUGAUGCCACCAAGCUGUUGCCAAAUGUCACAGAACUUUUUCCAGAAUUUAGUCCUGGAAAGUAUAUAAUAGUGUUACCCUUUUUACGGCUUUUUGGACCAGGGAAGAAUAUCCCAUUUGUUUGCAGGAGUGCUCAGAGAAAGAGGAAAAAGAAGCACCGUGAACUUAUAAUACAGGAAGAGCAGACCCAGGAGGAGUGCUCAGUAGAAUUAGAAGUCAACCAGAAAUCUCUGUGGAAAUAUGAAUAUGCUUCACCUCUCCCCCCAGAGCAAUGUCUCUCUGAUGAUGAAAUCACAAUGAUGGCUCCUGUGGAAUCCAAGUUUUCCCAGUCAACUGGAGACACCGAUAAAAUGAUGGAUACCAAACCGAGAGUGGCAGAAUGGCAUUAUGGACCUGCCCGGUUGUGGUAUGAUAUGCUAGGAGUCCCUGAAAAUGGCAGUGGGUUUGACUAUGGCUUCAAAAUGAGGAAGACUGAACAUGAACCUACAAAAAAAUGUGGCCUGGUGAAGAAAUUAAGAAAACCUGAGGAAAGCAAUGGUGCUGAUCUUCUGGCAGAUGAAAACUUCCUAAUGGUGACACAACUACAUUGGGAAGAUGAUAUCAUCUGGGAUGGGGAGGAUGUGAAGCACAAAGUAACAAAACCUCAGCGUGCAAGUUUGGCAGGCUGGCUUCCUUCCAGUAUGACUAGGAAUGCUAUGGCUUACAAUGUUCAGCAAGGUUUUGUAGCCACAUUGGAUGAUGAUAAACCUUGGUACUCCAUUUUCCCCAUUGAUAAUGAAGAUCUGGUGUAUAGACGUUGGGAGGAUAAUAUCAUUUGGGAUGCUCAGGCCAUGCCUAGGAUUUUGGAGCUUCCUGUCUUGGCACUUGAUCCCAAUGAUGGAAACUUGGUUUUUGGGUAUGUUGCCUCAGAGAUCCCUGAUGAGAAGGAAGAAGCUACUUUUGAUUCCCCUUCCAAGGAGAGUAAGAAAGAAUCAUCUCUAAAGAAGAGUCGAAUUCUCUUAGGAAAAACAGGAGUCAUCAAGGAAGAGCCACAGCAGAACAUGUCUCAGCCAGAAGUGAAAGAUCCAUGGAAUCUCUCCAAUGAUGAGUAUUACUAUCCCAAGCAACAAGGUCUUCAAGGUACUUUUGGAGGGAAUAUCAUCCAGGUAUUUGCUUUUAACUCUUCUGCUUCCUGUUUAGCACUCAAUUCCAGCUAUAGAAUUAUGGCAGCCCUUCUUUCCCACCCACAUAGGACCCAUGAAACUCUGAAAGUUCCAUCACCCACCUCUAAAAUAGUACUCCUUUGGUGCAUUAUCUCAGCCAGGACCACCACACUCAGUCCAGCCUUUGCUGAAGCACAUCAAGAAGAAGGCAAAGGGAUGGAUUCAAACUGGUGGGUGCUGAAGUCUGAUUUUCGUUUACCAAUGGAAGAGGAGAUCAGAGCUAUGGUAUCCCCAGAACAGUGCUGUGCUUAUUAUAGCAUGAGAGCUGCAGAGCAGAGACUAAAGGAUGCUGGCUAUGGAGAGAAGUCCUUUCUUGGUCCUGAGGAAGAAAAUGAAGAUGAUUUCCAGAUGAAGAUUGAUUAUGAAGUUUGUACUGCUCCUUGGAAUACUACAAGGGCUUUCAUUUCUGCCAUGAAUGGCAAAUGUCUCCUGGAGGUGACUAGAGUAGCAGAUCCUACAGGCUGUGGUGAAGGGUUCUCCUAUGUGAAGAUUCCAAACAAACCAACACAGCAGAAGGAUGAUAAGGAGCGUCAGCCAGUGAAAAAGACAGUCACGGGAACAGAUGUAGACCUUCGUCGCCUGUCUCUGAAAAACGUCAAGCAAAUUCUUCGUAAAUUUGGUGUGCCUGAGGAGGAGAUUAAAAAGUUGUCCCACUGGGAAGUUAUUGAUGUAGUACGCACAGUGCCAACAGAACAGGCUCGCUCUGGAGAGGGCCCCAUGAGCAAAUUUGCCCGUGGAUCAAGGUUUUCUAUGGCUGAGCAUCAAGAGCGUUACAAAGAGGAAUGUCAGCGCAUCUUUGACUUACAAAACAAGGUUUUGUCAUCAACUGAAGUCUUAUCCACAGACACAGACAGCAGCUCAGCUGAAGACAGUGACUUUGAGGAAAUGGGAAAGAACAUAGAGCACAUGCUGCAGAACAAGAAAACAAGCUCUCAGCUAUCUCGGGAGCAGGAGGAGCAGGAACGGAAGGAACUCCAGCGGAUGCUACUGGCAGCAGGCUCAGCAGCAGCAGUAAACAGUCAGAGAGAUGAUGAGACACCUUCGGUGACUAGCCUUAACUCUUCUGCCACUGGCCGCUGUUUCAAAAUUUAUCGAACAUUUCGAGAGGAAGAGGGAAAAAUAUAUGUUCGUUCUGAGACAGUCCGAAAACCAGCUGUUAUUGAUGCUUAUAUGCGCAUACAGACCACAAAAGAUGAAGAAUUCAUUCAAAACUUUGCCCUUUUUGAUGAGCAACAUUGAGAAGAGAUGCAAAAAGAACGUCGCAGGAUUCAAGAGCAAUUGAGGAGACUUAAACGGAACCAGGAAAAGGAGAAGCUGAAUGGUCCUCCUGAGAAAAAGCCCAAAAAAAUGAAGGAAAGUCCUGACUUAAAAAUUGGCCUAAAAUUGAAUAGUAGAAAAUUCAAAAGUAAAUUUUUAUGGGCUGAAGUCAUACACAACUAUCUGGACUUUAAACUAUAUUUAGCUUUUUUUGGUGAUAACACUUUAGGAAAACUGCCUUCAUUUUGCUUUGUUUCAUUUCAGAAAGAGGAUAAGUUGGCACGUUUAGAGAAAGCUAUCAACCCUUUGCUUGAUGAUGAUGACCAAGUAGUAUUUUCUUUUAUUCUGGAUAACAUUCUCACUCAGAACAUGGUGGCAGUUCCAGAUUCUUGGCCAUUCCAUCACCCAGUUAAUACAUUUGUUCAAGAUUAUUACAAAGUGAUUGUCAGUCCAGUGGACUUGGAGACUAUACGUAAGAAUAUCUUCAAGCACAAGUACCAGAGUCGACAGAGCUUUCUAGAUGAUGUAAACCUGAUUCUGGCCAACAGUGUUAAGUACAAUGGGCCUGAGAGUCAAUAUACAAAGACUGCUCAGGAGAUUGUGAACGUUUGUUACCAGACAUUAACCGAGAAAGAUAUUUGUACAGCUAAAGAAGCAGCUUUGGAGGAAGCAGAAUUAGAAAGCCUGGACCCAGUGACUCCAGGACCUUAUACACCUCAGCCUCCUGACUUGUAUGAUAACAGCACAUCUCUCAGUGUUUCUCAAGAUACUUCUAUUUAUCAAGAUUAGUGCAAUGUGUCUGUCUUUGAUAUUCUCAGUGCUAUUUCAGAAAAGCAGUUAAUGCAGGAAGGGGAAGACAGAGAUGGUGGUCUUGCAGAUGAAGAGGAAGGAACUGUACCAAAACCCCAAGGCAGUGUCUUGUAUGAAGAUUUGUUCAUGUCUGAAGGAGAAGAUGAUGAGGAAGGUGCUGGGAGUGAUGUAGAAGAAUAUAACCCUUUCUUUGGUGUGGGAUGUGGGACUGAUUCAGAUAGUCCACAGCAGCAAACUAUUUACGUUGUCCGGCUCUGAAACAAGCUCUUUGCCAGCUGCAGACAGUUUGACUCUGAGGACUCUGGAGAGAGAAUAAAUGCCAGAGCCCAUCGAGUGGAGACUGGAGAAAGAAGAAUGCUACUUCUGCAUUCCCCUUGAAGCUCCUGGUUGCUAUUGUGAGACAAGAAGUUGGAGAUCUCCUGAAAUGAGGACUGGGCUGGCUCCCACAAACCUGAAGACCCCAACCACCAGGAAGCAUCUAAGAAAGAACUAUGGCUCCUCUCCCACUAACCCUUUCUCUCUCUUACCUGGUGUUGGGGUGUCAGAAGGGAUUGGCAUGGAGUAGGGAGAAAGAGAUAUAAUAAAUAUAAAUAAAAGUUUUUUUAAAGUACUCCAACAAGAUGGAGUCCCAGACUAAAUAAUAAAAGGACAAAAUGAGCUGAUGAUGAAGCUCAGUUGACCUAACAUGCACAAAGGCUUUUUGAUCCCCAAGAAGUAUGGUAGUGCACAUCUGUAAUCCCUGCACCAGGGAAAUGGAAGCAGACGAAUAGGAAUUCAAGGCCAGCCUAAGCUACAUGAGACCCUUUCUCAAAAAGGGGACAUGGCUCAAUGUGGCUCAAAGUGCCUGCUCUGCAAGCAUGAAGAUUAGAUACAGAUCUCCAGAAACCAUGUAAAAAGCCAGGUGGCCAUGGUGAUUAUCUAUCAUCCCAGUGUGUGGGAAGUGAAAACAAGAUCCCUAGAGCAAGGUGGAGAAUAAUGGAGGAAGACACCCUACAUCAACCUUGGCCUCUAUGCACGUAUGUACAUGCAAAAGCUAGAUAUGGCUUGAGCUCCUGUAAACACAGCCCUGGGGAGGUAGAAACAGGAGAUUACCAGGACUUGCUGUCCAUCCAUUCUAGCUGAAUUGGUGAUCUCCAGGAGGUUCAGUGAGAGACACUGUCUGAAAAGAAAUGAAUGAAUAAACAAAUAAGGAGGAGGGCAAUUGAAAAGAGCAUCUGACAUGGACCUCUACACACAAUCAUACCCACACACAUGCACCCCCCGCCACAAAGAUGUGCAGGCAUAUAUAUAUAUAUGAAAAAGAAAAAAGAGAGAAAGAAAAGAAAGAAGGAAGGAAGAAAGAAAGAGAAAGAAAGAAAGAAGAAAGAGAAACAAGAAGCUAGAGUACCAGCACCCAUCCCUCUGCUUCCUGAUUGGCAGUUGCUUCAUGCUGCUGCUGCCGUAGCUGGCCUCUUCUCACCACUACACCUUCCCCAACACGAUGGACAGUAUCUUCAAACUGUGAGCCAAAUAGACUUUUAUUUCCUUAGGUUGCUUUUGUCAGAAAUUUUUGUUGAAGCAACAACAACAAAAAGGACUAACACAAAUUAAAAACUGGCCAGGUGUGCUGGCACACAUCUUUAAUUCUAGCACCUAAGAGGCAGAGGCAGAGGCAGGCAGAUCUCUAAGCCUGGUCAAUAUAGCCACUUCUAGGUUACCCAAAGCUAUACAGUGAGACCCUGUAUCAACAAAACAAAAUAAAAAAAAAUCCACCAUGAAACAACACACAAACAAAACAGUGAAACUCUCCAAAUGGUUAUAGUAAGUUCUAGGUCCUUAGAUGCCAGAAAAUCUUCAGCAAUGUUUCCUUAGGUGUUCACACUCUAGAGGGGCUGAAGCUACACCAUGAGGACAGCUAUAACUGUAAAAGCCUGGGACUUAAGUCUUUUGGAAAGGUAUGUUUAAAAUAAUAAUAAUAAACAACCAAGAACAAGGAUCCUUUCAAUCUUAUCUUCAAGCAGAGCACC
Molecule: messenger RNA, 6245 nt
Organism: Meriones unguiculatus (Mongolian gerbil)
Lineage: Eukaryota; Metazoa; Chordata; Mammalia; Rodentia; Muridae
Product: transcription initiation factor TFIID subunit 1-like
Biological process (GO): RNA polymerase II preinitiation complex assembly; transcription by RNA polymerase II
Cellular component (GO): transcription factor TFIID complex
Molecular function (GO): RNA polymerase II general transcription initiation factor activity; TBP-class protein binding; histone acetyltransferase activity
Source: RefSeq, a predicted model, not a curated record